Molecule: messenger RNA, 7116 nt
Organism: Pogona vitticeps (central bearded dragon)
Lineage: Eukaryota; Metazoa; Chordata; Lepidosauria; Squamata; Agamidae
Source: RefSeq, a predicted model, not a curated record
ACCGGUGUUGGGAACUUUUACACCAAUCCAUGCUACAGCUCUUCACCCUUUCGGGUCGACUACUCAUGCCGCUGGCUUGGACCUAACCUAGGAUAAAUCUUGGCCCAGCGAGGGUUGGGGGGCGAGCCAUGGGCAGCUCAGCCUCAUCGCUGGCCGCCGAGACGGAGUCGGACCAUGGUUUCACUGGCCCAACCUAUCCAGGGCACCUGGCUGCAAGUUGGUAUAGGAGUAGCCACAGUGGCCCUGUUUGGGAAAGUGCCCUUAUAACACGGCAGCAUCAGCACGUGAAUCACCGGGCACGAAGCCACACCCACUCUUCUAGUUCUAUGGCUGCUGUGCGAGAGUGGUCCUGCACCCGCUGCACGUUCCUGAACCCAGUGGGACAGCGCCAGUGCUCCAUCUGUGAAGCUCCCCGCCAGAAGCCUGACCUCAACCACAUCCUGCGCCUCAGCGUUGAGGAACAGAAAUGGGCCUGCGCUCGCUGCACCUUCCGGAACUUCUUAGGCAAGGAGGCCUGUGAGGUGUGUGGCUUCACCCCGGAGCCGGGGCCAGGAGGCUCCCCGCUGCCAAUCAUCAAUGGGGUGUUGCCCAAGCCCGCCAUCUUGAUUGAGCCCAAAGGAACCUGCAAGGAGGAGGUGCCCAAGGCUGAGAGUUCUGGCGAGGAGUCUGGGGGGAAAAGUCCCGAAGAGGCCAGGUUGGAAGAAGGUUGGGCCUGCCAGCGUUGCACCCUCCACAACACCCCUGUGGCCAACUCCUGUUCUGCCUGCGGGGGGCCCCGUAAGCUCUCCCUGCCCAAGAUCCCCCCAGAGGCGCUGGUCGUCCCUGAAGUUAUUGCUCCUGCUGGCUUCCACGUAGCCCCCUCCACCCCUCAGCCCACUGUGGCCACAGAGACCCCAGAGAGCCACGUGGCUGCCAACCCAGGGACCACUACGGCGGUCGAGCAAGACAACCAGAAGAUGCCAAGUUUUAGCCUUUUCUCCCCGGGCCUCCAAAACAACCCGGUUCCCCGCAGCCGCCGGGAGGUGCCCCCACAGCUUCAGCCGCCCACUCUGGAGGCCUCCCUGCCGGCCUCUCCAUCGACCCCUGUGCAGAAGGCCAUUCGCUUCCAAGAACUCAUGGCCACCAAGCGGUUGAGCGUCCUGGAGGAAGAGAUGGAGGUGAGCCCAUCCCCGUGGAAGUGCAGCACCUGCUCCCUCCUCAACACCUCAGGUUCAGGUCCGUGUGAGGCCUGCAACAGCCAGAAAAGCAGUGACACCAUUGACUUGACGGGGGACUCGGUGCGGUUCACGCCCUGCGGCCCGUCCAGCCCUGACUUCACCACCUGGUCGUGCUCCAAGUGCACGCUGAAGAACCCCACAGCCUCUCAAAAGUGCAAGGCCUGCGGCUCCUCCAAGCUGCACGGCUUCCAAGAACACGGCUUGCCAGGCGAGUCAGCCUCCAAAUGCUCUGAGUGCAGCUCGGAUAAGGGCGCAGCCUGUGGGUGCAAGGCCCCCUCCGCUCGCAAAGUGGCCCGCCUUUUCCCCUCGCAGCCGCCGGCCACGCCAGAGAGGCCCAGCCAGUGGGCCUGCCCGGCUUGUACGUUACUCAAUGAGCUCAAGGCCAAGCACUGUGUAGCUUGUCACACCCCUCAGGGGUACAUGUCGCAACUCAAGGGCGCCAAACCUCUCCGGCGCCGGGAGAGCAUGCACGCAGAGAAGCGCCGUCAGACCGACGAGGGGGAAGCCAAGGCCCUCUGGGAAAACAUUGUCUCCUUCUGUCAAGAGAAUAAGGUCAACUUCGUAGAUGACAGUUUCCCACCUGGGCCCAAGUCGGUUGGCUUCCCUGAAGGAGAUAGCGUCCAGCAGCGAGUGAAGCAGUGGCUGAGGCCCCAUGAAAUCAACUGUAAUAUCUUCAAGGACCGAUCAGUCAAGUGGUCUGUCUUCCGGACCCCCCGGCCUUCGGACAUCCUACAGGGGCUUCUAGGAAAUUGCUGGUUCUUAAGUGCUCUGGCUGUGUUGGCAGAAAGGCCUGAGUUGGUGGAAAGAGUCAUGAUCACACGGAGCAUAUGUUCUGAAGGAGCCUACCAAGUCCGGCUUUGCAAAGAUGGCACAUGGACCACUGUGCUGGUAGAUGACAUGCUGCCCUGUGAUGAAUGUGGCUACCUCCUCUUCUCUCAGGCCCAGAGGAAGCAGCUGUGGGUGGCUCUCAUUGAGAAGGCCCUGGCCAAACUCCACGGUUCGUACUUUGCCCUCCAGGCCGGGCGCGCUAUAGAAGGCCUUGCCACACUAACCGGCGCCCCCUGCGAGAGCCUGAUGCUGCAGGUCAGCUCCACUAACCCUCGCGAGGAGCCCAUUGACACUGACCUCAUCUGGGCCAAAAUGCUGAGUUCUAAGGAGGCUGGUUUUUUAAUGGGCGCAUCCUGCGGAGGCGGCAACAUGAAAGUGGACGAUGCCGCUUAUGAAAGCAUGGGCCUUCGUCCGCGACACGCGUACUCCAUCUUGGACGUACGCGAUGUUCAAGGAUGCAGGCUGUUGAGACUUCGCAAUCCCUGGGGCCGCUUCUCUUGGAACGGCGGCUGGUCUGAUGAGUGGCCACAUUGGCCAACACACCUGCGGCAUGAAUUAAUGCCCCAUGGGAGCAGUGAAGGUGUCUUCUGGAUGGAAUACAGUGACUUCAUCAGGUAUUUCGAUUCAGUGGACAUCUGCAAGCUCCAUUCAGACUGGCACGAGGUCCGUGUGCAGGGCGCCUUUCCAAACAAGGCCAGUGGCCCCAUAACCGUCACUUCGCUGACCGUGCUGGAGCGUGCGACCUUGGAGUUCGCCCUUUUCCAAGAGGGCAGCAGGCGCUCAGACACUGUGGACAGCCACCUGCUGGAUCUUUGCAUCAUGGUCUUCCGAGCCACCUUCAUCAAUGGCAGCAAACUGAGCCUGGGGCGCCUGAUGGCCCACAGCAAGCGAGCGGUGAAGAAGUUUGUAAACUGUGAUGUGAUGCUGGAGCCGGGCGAGUACGCUGUGGUGUGCUGUGCCUUCAACCACUGGACCUCCUUGGUGACAGGCACCACCUCCUCCUCUUCCACCGGCCAAGUCUCCAGUCCUACCACUGGCAGUGAGAGCCAGGCUGCCGACAUCUCCAGCUACAUCUUAGCCAUCUACAGUUCCCGUCUGGUGAUGGUAGAACAAAUUGAGGCCCAGUCAACCACGCUAGCUGAUGCCAUCAUUCUGCUCACAGAGAAUAAGGGUGAGCGGCAUGAGGGGCGUGAAGGAAUGACGUGUUACUACCUGACCCAUGGCUGGGCGGGUCUCAUUGUAGUGGUGGAGAAUCGGCAUCCUAAAUCUUACCUGCAUGUCCAGUGUGAUUGUACAGACAGCUUCAACGUGGUGUCGACGCGGGGCAGCUUGAAAACACAGGACAGCGUGCCACCACUGCACAGGCAGGUCCUGGUCAUUUUGUCUCAGUUGGAAGGCAACGCCGGAUUCUCCAUCACGCACCGCCUGGCGCACCGCAAAGCCACGCAAGCCUUUCUAAACGACUGGAUGCCGACCAAGGGGACCCAUAACCCACAGCUGACCCCGGACGUGGCAGGGCUUCAUGGACCCCGGCCACUAUGACGACGGGCCUCACCUGUGCUGCCGCUCUUCUGCUUCUGCCUUCUUUCUGGCCCCAUCGAUCUAUCUCGGGCACUGCCCAAGCCCUUGUUACUGAGCCGUCAGGAUUGAAGAGGAGGGAUGGACUGUCUGAAAUCAAGCGCCUUUCCUCCUGUCCCCUGGGGUCAAGCAGGGAGCUGCUCAGGUUCCCCCCUCCCUUGCAGUCCUCUCUCACAUAUUCCUCUCCCCCUCCACAGAUGAUGCACUUUAUCCAGAGCUGCUGUCAGGAUAACAAGGGAAUUCCAUAGCCUGGAGAGGGACACAGCCACCAAAAAUCCUAAGGCUCCAAUAUACCUCUGGCCAACGUGUCUGUGUGUGUCUCUGCCUCACCAUAUCCUUUGUUGUGUUGGCUGGGUGCUGCAGUCGGUGCCCUUGAGGGAUCGGUAAACACCCACCCACCCCGCUUUCCUCCAAUAUCACCAUUGGCAGAUGGAGGGGUGCUGACUUCCUCUUUCUCCUGGCACUUGGGGCUGACUGGGUAGUGGGAGUGGGGAGUGGGGGAAGUCGACUGAAUGGAGUGGUUUGGAGUGAACUACUCGUGUGAAGCGACCAGGAGUUCUUGUCGGGCAGGGAAGCCGGCCAAGACUCUGUGCACAAGCUAGUUUGCAACACGGACGGAUAGUGGGAGCCCCAACUGGGAAAAUUGUUAUGUGGGUUGGUCCUUUAUUGAUGUCAUUUUGUACUCUUUGGCAAGGCAGAUCUGAGCAGGAGCGGUGGGAUCUGCUGUUGUAUAUGUAUGUGUAGCAUUAGAAGACAAGAGCCUUGACUUGCCUUCUAUGCUUGGGUUCUUGUUGGGGCGCGGGGGCCCCCCUAGGAAACAGUUGCCUCAGCUUACUUGGAGCGGGAGGGGAAAUCGGUGUAGCAGCAGAAAUCAGAAGAGCACUCCCCCCCCCCAGCCUUCUUCUUGAAGGCAUUCUCUCUGUCCCUCCAAGGCUUUAAAUUGAUCACUGUCAUGUCUUUACUUCGUACAGGGAGCUGUUAGUCUGUAUAUUGUUAAGGACAUUCAGUAAGAAGAGAUGUGCAGGGAAGAAUGCAGGUCUGCAAGGAUGAGAUUGGCAGUAUGGGAGGAGGAGGAGGAGGAGGAGGCAUGGCGGCUGCCUGGAUCUUUUGGAAGGGCCAGGGCGUUUGGUCCCAGCCGUGCCUCCUGCAGCCCUCUCACCCUGGAGAUGCUGCCACCCUUCCCCUUGCUCUUCCUGGACGUCCACGGCCUGGAAGCAAAAUAGUCGGGUCAAGCAAGAGUGAAGCUGCAGGAGGAAGGCGUGCCUGCUCCCAGCUGACCUCCCGUUGUGCCUUCCGUUUCCCCAGCAGAAUGUCGUCUGGAAAGCCACUCGCUGGGCAAACCUGCAGGCUUUCAAUGGUCAGGGCAUUUUGGUUCUCCACCAAACUGCUCUGCGCUGUGAUGCUCAGCCUCCGGAAAGGUCUUGUGGGCAUCCGAGCUUGGAAAAGGUCUUUUUAAAAAAACAACAACAAUGGAACUCCCAGUAUUCCUCAGGGAGGACAAACGUGCUGUCAGGGGGAUUCUGGGAAUUGUAGUUAAAGGUUGUUGUUUUUUCCCCCAAAGCUGUGGUUGAAAACUACCUGUAUAUCUUCUGCCAGGAAAAGAGCUUCAAUCCUGGGAAGGGUGUGUGUAUGUGCUGGGGGGGGGUUAGAGUUACAGGGAGCCCUAGAGGCUCACCUGGACUCUCUGUAGGAAGCGGGGGUAUUUUCUUUCACUGUCACCCUCAGAAGACCCACAGAAAGGACUCUGAUUGUGUGAGCUAGCAUUAAAAAGGGAUUAGCCAAACUUUUGGGAAGACACAGCUCUUGUCCUCCCCACCGCACAGCCCAGAUAUAGGGCUGCUGAAGGUAGCGUCUCUGGAGCGAGGACUCCAUUAACAGGGUAUCAAGGACAGGGUUUUCAGUCCACAUGGUGGGCUCAGGCACAGGGGAUCAGGGAUGGUGUCUUCCUCUGUUCUUCUUGGGUCAGAGGAAGGUAUCUUGGAAAACCUGAGGAGUCUUUCCAUAGUCCCUCCUCCCUUCCUUUCCUUCGUUGUGUUGCUCCAAAGGGGCUGUCAGAGUCUGGCAUUAAGAAAAAAAAGGGGGCAAGCAGGCCGUCCAGAGGAUCACUUGCUUGAACUCCCAUCCAUUCCAGGUUGACCUGCUCAUGUUGUGUGCCUGGGGGCAAGUGGAGGACUGGACCAGUACAUACCAGUACAUCCAGUGCCUCCACAGAGGAGUGGACCACUACAUAUAGUGAUGUGGAGCAUCUUGAGGUGGGGCUUUGUAGGGACUGUACUAUUAAUUGGACCUUCCAAUUGGCCUUGUUGGCAGGAGGAAGAUUCUGGGAGUUAUAGUCCAAAACUGUAAUUUCCAAGUGGUAUCCUAUACUCACCCCUUCCCUUCCGUAUUCAGGGACAAACAGCAUAGUAACUGUAGCCCGCCUUGACUGGUGGCAUGUCCCAGAGCAGAUGUUUGUGGGCCCAUUGUAGCUUCGAGCAUCAGAGUAGAAAACUUGAGUCUCCUUUCACUAAGCUUCUGUGGUUACAGACUGCUCUCUAAAGGAAGUUUGCCAUAUAUAGGAUAGAGCCAGUGAAUGAGGAGUGUACCUAGAUGCCCAUAAAAAUAUCCUGCAGGUUUCCCUCGGGAACUAGGAACUGGACUGUGUGUCACUAGGUUUCUGCUUUCAUUCUGGUUCAGAGUUACAUUCCUUGAUCGCUGGGAAGUCUCCUCGCAACAGGAAGCUGAACCAUAAGGUUUCCUUCCUGGGCCUUUCUCCAGGUGGGCCACAUUAAGGUGUCUCUAGACGUAGAUCUGUCAGAAUGGAAACUUGGGAGGGAGCUGAAGUCCAAAAAAAUGCAAACGGCACACUAUGAAUAACUGUGCCUGGGCUUCUUCCUUUACUUUUAAGGAUAUAAAGAGUUGUAGGGUUCAGAUCUGCAGUUGCUAUCUUUAUGGCAUCAGCAAAAGGAACUGUUUUCUCUCUUCCUUAAGCCAAGUUUUGAUGUGUGUCCCCCCCCCCAAAGGGUCAAGCAAGAGUGAAGCAAGAGCGAAGCUGCUCAGUUGUCGAUGCAUCUGGCGGAGGAAUCCCAAUAUGUUGCAAGCCGCCUAGAGACCUUCGGGUAGUGUGGGCGGCAUAUAAGUUAAAUAAAUAAAUAAAUACAGUAGGACCCCCAUAUCUGCAGGAGAUUGUUUUCCAAGCCCUACCACCACCGGAUGCUGAACACCGCAAAUAGCAAACACUGUUCUAAGAGCAGAUUGUAUUUGUCUUCAGUGUGGAAGGGAUGGUCACUCUCGAAUUGGCCUUCUCGGCCACACUAGACGCUGUUCCAAGUCCUCCAUACAGAGCCAUUACCCUAGUCCCUCGGGACUGAAGGAAUGCCUAAAUCAAUUCUAAGAGCCAACACUAUACAUACUGUACCAUGAUCUCUGCCUUCUUCUAGUGGCCAAUUCUGAUAAUUGUAGAAAUGUAUUUUUUCCAGUGAAUGCUAUUCAUAGCAUAGCCUCUGGCUUCCUC